Messenger RNA from Verruconis gallopava, 2059 nucleotides. RefSeq lists its product as uncharacterized. The record is from RefSeq and is a predicted model, not a curated record. The transcript is spliced from 2 exons. Bases 259 to 1905 code for a protein of 548 amino acids. NCBI's taxonomy places the organism in Eukaryota, Fungi, Ascomycota, Dothideomycetes, Venturiales, Sympoventuriaceae.
AUGGACAACAGCAUCGCAGGCCAUUGUCUACUUCGUUCAGCUCAUUGAGCAUGCAUUCCAGGGUGCAGCGGUCAAGAGCUGAGCUUGCUCUCGCUUCCCAAAAAGAGUCGCACUGAAUCAAGCUUUACGGGCGAUGUGCUGUCCAGCUGAUCUAAAUACGACGAUGAACAGAGUAAAUAUGAAGGCAGCAUUGCCGUACUCGUCGUUGGCAGGCCGUACGAAAUUUGCAGUGUCGUUAAAGGAGCUUUGUUCGAAACAAUGCGAAGUUCGCACUGCUUCGCAAUAUCCCUUGUAUGCGUUGCGGUGGCAUGCGCGACGAUAGCAAGCUCUCAGGAAACUGAAGAUCACAACAAGCCCUCUCCAAGUGGACAUUGGCACGAUUAUGAGGGAUCACGGCAAGAUUUGCGCUUCCAAUGGUCUUCUUCAGAAUGCGAUAGCUGGACCUCAACGCCAAAGCAAUCAUUGCAUCAACAAAUUCCAACUGCAAGCUGGUCUCAGGUACCAGCGACUUCAAACUCAUACUUCCCGCCAUCGGGCAGCAGCGCUUAUAGCAUAGCUUCGAGUGCCCAUCUAUCUAGCUCGGCUCUCUCGACUUCAAGCUCCGUGGUAUGUUUGACACGGACAGUUACAACAGUUGGCGGCUGUCCGUCUAGGUCUCCGAAUACUCUCACAAUUACGAAGACUUAUCAGCCCAUCUGUGGGGUCGGCACGACGUAUUACCAGAACUUCACAACAGAAUAUUUUACCUCGCAAUACAACAUCUACACAAAUUGCACCAUCUCGAAUGUUACUUCAACCGUGUUGUCUACCCUUACCAGCACCUCUAUCGUCCCUGUGCCAGUCACUAUUGCUUCAAUCACAAUUACCACAACUAUGGUCUUCACUUCCAUCUCAUACAUCGGCUCCGUUACGAAAACUGUUUCUAUUCCAACCCUCACUAUACUAGGUUCAUUAACUACGUUGAGCAUAACCCGAACGUCUACGACUACGCUUGAGACGAUUACUACCACCGUUACGAAUCCUAAUUUAACUGUAACAACGACGGAUGCAGUAGAGACUACUACUGUUACAGACCCAACUUUGAUCUCAACGAUCACAUCUGCUGGCUCCACCUUGACUGUCUUCAAUCCAGAAUUGACAUACACAACAACGCUGCUUGGCAGCAUUUUUACUACGACGGUGGCUAGACUCACAACAACUAGUACAGCAGCAGGAAGAACAACGACGAUAAUAAAAACCUCCAUAUCAGCCGCAACUCUCGAUAACCCCAGCAUUAUCACGAGCACCAUCCGUGUUCCAGGCGAGACUACGACAUUGACAAUUACGCAGGCAAGCAUCAUCGCGACCUCAAUUUCCACCACUCGAGUGCCGGGAGAAACUUCAACUCUCACUAUUUAUUCCACAGUAGCUUCCACGACCGUGACGGAAAGUCACGCGUCAACUACAACGUUCGUGCCGGGCCUGAUUACGAACACUCUGAUACCCGAGUGCCACACAAACCACGACUACGACAUCGCAAUCGUCGUGCUCAUAAUUGUGUUUGGCCUGCUGUUCUUGCUUCUGCUAGCCGCUCUGUUUUUCCUUUGGCGAAGACCGUACUGCGCUAGCUGUCAUCGCCGACACGCGCCGAAUCCAGCCGCCUGUCCGAACACAAAUGAACCGGGAGACGGAAAUGCCACCCCUCCUGACACAUCAGAGCUAGUGCCUGGCAUGGGGAAGUACGGAGGACUAUCUGACACACACGCACAGACUGCACAAGCAGGAUCUGGGCCGUCUCCAGAUGCCCCAGCACCUGCAGCACCUUCGGGUUUCGGGGGAUCAUCAAAUGCACCUGCACCCCUCGCAUCUGGCGAAUACGGAACUGAUUCUGCUCGGCCAGUUGGGUCUGCUUCUCCAACUUAUUGAUGGACGAUGUAAGCAGCAUGUGUUUCUUUGGCUGUAGCGUAAUUAACCUAUAGGCUUUCUUUUCUAAUCUGAUGGAGGACGACAUAAGUUGUGGUGAUUUUACUUUGUUACUACUACUCAAUAAUCGUGAUUUUUGUUUACUCAUACGGUCAAC